This is a messenger RNA of Fundulus heteroclitus (mummichog), 1214 nucleotides long. It is a transcript of the gene eif2b1, whose product is annotated as eukaryotic translation initiation factor 2B, subunit 1 alpha. Gene Ontology annotation, molecular function: guanyl-nucleotide exchange factor activity; translation initiation factor activity. The transcript is spliced from 11 exons. Bases 323 to 1174 code for a protein of 283 amino acids. The record is from RefSeq and is a predicted model, not a curated record. Gene Ontology annotation, biological process: translational initiation. Lineage: Eukaryota; Metazoa; Chordata; Actinopteri; Cyprinodontiformes; Fundulidae. Gene Ontology annotation, cellular component: eukaryotic translation initiation factor 2B complex.
CGAAAUCCAUCUGGCGAGAGUGAGUCGGUGAAGCGGACACGGGGUGUACGUCAUCACUCUGCGACACGUCAACUUGCAGAACUUUGCAUGAGCCAACGCAGCGUCGAAGUGUCUCAGGUUCUGACAUGUGUCAGACGUCUGUGAACUGACUGUGUCUGUAAAACAAUAAUUCCAGCAAUAGUGAUAAAUUCCGGAGUUGAUCGGGGAAAUAUCCGGGUUUAUUCUGACCUCAGAGGGCUUCUCGGCUCGGUUUUGGGUUUGAAGAUGAAUGAAGAAGAACUAGUAGAAGUACUUCAGGGCUCAGGUGGGGAAAGACCCGGACAUGGCUUCUGCUGUGGCAGCCAUCCGCACCCUGCUGGAGUUCCUCAAGAGAGACAAAGGUGAAACCAUCCUGGGCCUGAGGGAAAGCCUGACAUGGGCUACAGCCUGCCUGAAGGGAGUGGACUCCUCUGUGGCCGUGUCCUCUGGAGGAGAGCUCUUCCUGCGCUUCAUAAGCCUCACAUCCCUGGAGCAUCAGGAUUUGUCUCGCUGUAAGAAAGUGAUGGAGGAAAGAGGAGAACUGUUUCUAGAGAAGAUCUCCAUGUCCAGGAACAAAGUGGCCAAGCUCUGCCACACCUUCAUCAAAGAUGGAGCUAAAAUCCUGACCCAUUCGUACUCCAGAGUGGUCCUGCGAGUGUUGGAGAAAGCCGCGGCAGAGAAGAAGCGCUUCUCCGUCUACGUGACUGAAUCGCAGCCCGACGCCGCCGGACGACAGAUGGCAGAAACCCUAAAGAAACUGAAUGUUCCGGUAACCGUGGUGCUGGAUGCAGCUGUCGGGUAUGUGUUGGAGAAGGUGGACCUGGUGAUUGUUGGUGCAGAGGGAGUCGUUGAGAGCGGCGGGAUCAUCAACAAGAUCGGCACCUAUCAGAUGGCGCUGUGCUCCAAAGCUCACAACAAGCCCUUUUACGUUGUCGCUGAAAGUUUUAAAUUUGUGCGCCUGUAUCCGCUGAACCAACAGGAUGUGCCGGAUAAAUUCAAGUACAAAGCAGACACCCUGAAGAGCGUAAAGAACCUGUCGGAGGAGCACCCCGUCAUCGACUACACGCCCCCCUCCCUCAUCACCCUCCUCUUCACCGACCUGGGAGUCCUCACCCCGUCGGCCGUCAGCGACGAACUCAUCAAACUGUAUUUAUAACUCUGCCUCCUCCUUCUCCAAUAAACACCCUUCAAACAGA